AUGGGGGGCGGUCAGUCAAAUGCCUCCGCCUCCGUGGAGGCGCACCUCAGUAAGUGGGAGUCCGCCCUGGCGGAGCUUGAGGAGGUGGCGCGCUCGAACCGACGUGCAAUGGAACAUGACCGGAUUUACACCAACACUGGCAGCUCAACGGAUCAACGCCCGGGCACCGGCGAGGACGGGUUGGAGCCGUCGCUGCGUGGGGGGCGCCACCUGUCGCAGGUGUCGUUUGGCACCUCCCCCAUUGUCCAGAUCGGCCAACAACAAAAGCAGCAACUGCCGCCAGCCCAACAAGUCCUCACAACAGUCGCAAACACAAGCCAGCGGCUGAACCAAAUGUCUAUGGAGGCGGUUUCCCGCACGAUUUCGGUUGGCGUCUCGUACGCGACGCCGGCGAACAACAACAUCAGCAACGCCGAUGUCUCAAAGUUGCCCCUCUCCCUGGGGCCGCAACCAAAGCAUAGUCGCCAGCAGGUGUUGGAGAUCCGCAAAGCGCGGAUGAAUUUCUUUAACAGUUACGAGCUGGAGCGGCCGGAGGAGGGUACCAACCUGAUGGAGUGCAGCCACUUUGGGGCGGCGGCCGUGGCGCUCUCCUAUUUGCUUGGGGGCGAAAAAGGAUGUAAAGACCGCAAGAAACGCGUCACCGUGGAGGAUAUUUUUUUUGCAGCGCAUGUCCCUCUGCAUUACCUGCACGGUGGUGUUCAGGGGUUACCGGUGAUGUCAGAUAUCAUACGCGACUUCAUUGGCGUGGAUAACCGCUUCAAAAACGAUUAUGGCCUCUCCGCGAUGCACCUUGACAUUUCACCAGCGCUCGGCCAGGUGGAACUCGGCAACAACGACGUCGGCGACCGUCAGCGGCGGAUGCAGCUGCCAGAGUUCAGUAAGGUCAUCACACACGACUGCGAGGAGGAGACGCAGGUGAUUCGUAUUGUUAACUACGAUCCUUAUGUAUUGGAGCAGGAGACCCUCGUGGACGCUUUUGACGACGAGGAUGAGGAGCACUCUGCGCUGGCGGCGUCGGCGCUAGUUAAUGCGCGUCCUGCUGUGCACUGCUACCCGCCGAACAACAGUGGGGCCUACGCCGUUAUCGUGGAUGUACGCAAUGUGGUGCAGCUGAUGGUGACAUUGGCUGAGGGCGUCGUUGGGGAGUCGCUCCAUGUGACGCUGAUGGAGGUUCCGGCCGCUGCCCUCUAUAAGGCGAUGACGGUCGUUAAGGAUGGUUGCCGUGCCCGCGGCUUCAUUCGCAUCUUCCGCAAGGACUGCGUGCCCGUGAUGAUGCACGAUGAGGUGCCACUUAUGUUUACCCCGGAGCUCAGCAGCGGCAAGGUGAUUGGCUCAACGCUACAGGGCAUUCACGCCUCUGUGGUAUCGACACACAUCAGCCCUCAUAUUGCCGCCGUGUCGUGGGCGAUGCAUCUGCUUGGUGGGGUGCGUCCAAACUCGCACGGGUAUGGUAACGGCUUGCCCGUCUCAGACAUCAUCCGUAAGAUGUGUUUUCCUGCCGACGUCUUGAUUGACGGUUCACUGCCGCUGGGCGAGGUGUUCCGCUACGCACGCAAGUACGUGCGCAUCACCAACCUCAACUACAACGUUUCCGUCUGCCCGGUGCUGACGAAAAUCUCUCGCGACAAUGCGGUGCCGACCAUUUCCAUCUUCGAACUGGAGUCGAUCAUUAUCGAUGUGAAGGACGCCAACGAGGAUCCAGAGGUGCCGGAGCACAUCAUGGCCAUCAUGUACAACGCCAACGUGGCACACAAUGUGCUGCACAUCUCGCAUUUCCCGCAGUGGUGCCUGCUGGCUGGCUACGACGUGGAAACGCAGAUGGUGCUCCUCAUCGACGCCCACCCCAAGACGUUUAUGCAGACCUGGACCUGCCCCCUCGACCGCCUGCACAAGGCCAUGACGUCCAACGGCUACAUCAUCUUCUCCAAGUCCCGGGAGGUGGCGUCGCGCAACAAGUCAAGCGAGAGCAGCACGUGCGGCGGCUCGCAGUUGUUGGGAUUCGUGCCAGAGCCCAGCCUUGUUGGGGCCCCGCGUCGCAUUGCGUCAACAGUGCAGAAUCGUCUGGAGUUGUUGCACGAACAGGAGACGCUAGGCGGCGAGCAUACAGAGGUCGUCAAGACCUUUCACUUUCCAUCCUUGCCGCUGAGCUCGACGAUGAUGGCGCUUGCUUUGACCAAGUUGGGUAUCUUCACGACGUUUGAAGAUGUCGUCAUGACACUGCCAUUUGAGAUCUCCUCCUUGAUGUUGCGGUACUUCACGGUGGAGUCGCUGGCGGUGUGCCUAACGACGUACACUGCCGCUGUUGGCCUCUCAAUGGAGGUGCAGACAUACCACACCGAUCGUUGCCGCAGCGGCGCACCGAGGCUGCCGUGGGAUGACUUCAAGCAACUCGUCGUGGAGAGCGUCGAUAACCCCAACCGGGUUCUCUUUGUUCUCUUCAACAAGGAAAAGAUUGAAAUCUUUGGCGUCGCCCACCCGUUUGGCUCCACCGGCAUCGUCAUUGGCUACAACCCGUCGACGGAGAGUGUGACGGUGAUGGACAGUAACCCCCACAGCUACUUCCGCACGUGGCCCGUCCCCCUGCGCACCCUCCACGAUGUGUUGCUGGAGGAGGAUGCGAAGCACCGCCGCUCCGGCUGCAUCACACUGACCCGCUGCGAAGGGGGAUGCGAGUCCCGCUUCCCGCUGAAGUACACCCGUGACUUCCCACUGCACAUCCUACCGGUGCAAAACAUCUUCCACGUGAGUCCGUCCCCACACUUUCAGGCCCUUUCCAUGGCUUUUGCGCAGCUCGGCUUCUUCUACUCACCGGAAGAGAUUUUUUACGAGGCCUACCUCAAGACGAUGGCUGACCAGCGUCGGCGCGGUAGUCAGGCCUUCGCGUGGCGAGACGUGGACGUGUCUCUUACAGUCAUUAACAAACAGAUUGACGCCCGCUUUCUCGCGCAGGUCUGCCGCAUGUUUAUCGAAUCCCGCAACCCGACGAACAGUUCCACCAAAGGCACACUGAAACGCACUGGUGGCGGUGGUGGUAACUGCACGGGUGAUGCCGACACAAUUCAGGUGGAGUUGCUCGAAGACAUUGAGCUAGAGGAACUUGACACUAUUUUGAUGGACGCCACCCGGCGCGAGGGCAACAAUUCGGUGCUGCUGCUGAACUACGACACCGCGAAGGCGCAUGACGUGGAGCAGUGGGGUCGCAGCCUCGCGCUGGUGAAGUCGUUUAACCCCGAGACGGAGAUGGUGGAGCUGAUGGAGGGCGAGCACACUGUCUUCGGUCUCGUUUUCACCGUCAAUCUUGCGAAGCUCAUUGAGAUUGGCGACCUACACAACGAGGGCCGCAGCGCGUACGGUUUUGUGAAGCUAGAAAGGGUCAAGGAGCGCACGGUGCACAGGCGGUUGACGUUGAUGAGGGGCCCCGACCCCGACGAUGAGGAACCGUUCGACGGCGCGACGAGUGCUCCAGCACACCAAGGAUUCAACACCACGGUGCGCCGCAGCCGCGAGAUGGUAGCCAAGUUCCUUGGAGAGGGCAAUGAUGCAGAGUUGUGA
Messenger RNA from Trypanosoma rangeli, 3552 nucleotides. RefSeq lists its product as uncharacterized. The record is from RefSeq and is a predicted model, not a curated record. The transcript has a single exon. Bases 1 to 3552 code for a protein of 1183 amino acids. NCBI's taxonomy places the organism in Eukaryota, Euglenozoa, Kinetoplastea, Trypanosomatida, Trypanosomatidae.